Messenger RNA from Dentiscutata erythropus, 750 nucleotides. NCBI's taxonomy places the organism in Eukaryota, Fungi, Glomeromycota, Glomeromycetes, Diversisporales, Gigasporaceae. The record is from the annotation of a GenBank genome assembly.
AUGGUUAUUGAACAAGAAUUGGAGGACAGCUACGAUUAUGAUAAACCAAAGCUGUGGUUUUCCACGGGUGAACUUAGAAACUUACCCACAGAAAUAUAUUCAGACUGUACAUUGUCAAAGAUUGAACAUCAGAAAAUACUACGCAGUGAACCACGUAAUGCCGAAGUCGAUUACCAACCAGAUGGAGCAAUAUUUCUUACGAGCUAUGUCAAAGCAACAAAAGGAAAAAUACUCUAUAAUUCAAAACCAGAUGAUGAAGAUACAAAAGCAAGAGCAGGGUAUGAGCUACUACAAAAAUCAAACCAUAAUGCAAGAGAAUUGCUACGAGAUGCUUUAUCAUAUGCCAAUGAUUACAGAAGAAACAUCGCACUUAAAGCUAUAUCACCAUCAUAUACCACUACUAAGGAUAAAAAAGAAGUUUUUGGUGAAAAACUUAAAGGAUUGGUGGAGGAAGAAAACACCAAGUCUAAACUAUAUAAUGAUGCCAACAAGGAGCGACAAAACCAGGGCCCACACAAGGAAAUUUUCAAACGGACAACCGCCGGACCCCACGAACCUGAUGAACAUUCAGAUUCCUGGAUAUUUAAAGAAAUUCAAACACAAAUGGUUAGAAACAUUCAGCAAUUCAUGGCCUAUCUUAAUCAUAUCAAAUGGUUAUUCUCCAGAAUGGAGCUCAAAACCCCCAUUAAGAAUUCACCAACAGAAGCGUUUUAUGAAAUUUUCAACAGAUCUAAAGAUUACAAAAAAUGA